UGAGAAAUGACGCGGGCGGUUGAACAUUCGAGCAUUUGGGCCAGCAUUUGAGCACUGGGACUUCCAGAUCAACGUCAACCGUCACCUUGCAAGCGCCUCAUACAUAUCACUCAACCACUCGGCCGGUGUCUCUCUCUCGACCAAGUUCAUCCCCCGCCAGCAAUGACCCGACCCCUCCUCCGGCUUCGGCCGGCGCCGUCAUUCCAACCCCGGAUGGCAGUCAUCCGGCUGUCGGCCAGAAGACACUUCUGCACAACGCCAGCCAGGUUAGACCUAAGCAAAGGCGCAGACGACGUACGGCGGAAAGCGCUGGAUUCCGAUGACUGGAAGGCUCCGAAGGGGACGAUUGUUCUUUGUCACGGUCUCCUAGGCUUCGAUGUUAUGGGCCCCCCCUUCGCCCGUCUCCACUACUGGCGCGGCGUGAAAGAAGCCCUCAACGCUAUCGGGUGCAACGUCAUCAUCACAAAAGUCCCCCGGGCGGCGGACGUUACGGUGCGAGCGCAGGUGUUGAAGGAGACGCUGGAUAGUAAAGUUCCGGAGGGGGAUGCGGUUAACCUUGUUGCGCAUUCUAUGGGUGGGUUGGAUUGUAGGUAUAUGAUAAGUCAUUUGAUGAAGGGGGAGGAGGAGCCGAAGUAUCGCGUUAAGAGCCUCACGACGAUAGGCACACCACAUCGCGGGUCAUCCAUCGCAUCACUACCAUUCAUAUCCACCCUAUUAGCACCCAUCAUUGAAAACCUGCACCGUUCAACAUCCCUCGACGUCCGCGCCUUCUCAGACCUGACUCCCAAAUACCUCAACGAACAAUUCAACCCAACCACCCCGGACAACCCGGACAUUGCGUAUUUCAGUUACGGAGCGGACGGGACAGAAAGCAUAUACGAAAAACCGUUCGUGUACCCGUUGCGGUACACGUUUGAGUAUCUGAUGGUUACGGAGGGCGUGAAUGAUGGGUUGGUUAGCGUGGAGUCGUCGAAGUGGGGGGAGUAUAUACGGACGCUGAAGGCCGACCACGUCGAUGUGAUCAAUCUCUGGAACGCGUGGCAGUGGGACUCGGUGGUCAAAAAGCUUGGAGCCGCCAAAGCAGCCCAAGAUAACAUCCAAGCCCUUCAACCGGACGGGGUGGCGCGUACGAUCGCGGGAGGUGCCGUCCAACGGGCGGAAGAGAAAGCGGAGCAGAAAGUGGAAGAGAAGAAGGAGGACUUGAAAAAGGUGAUGGUGGAGAAGCAGUUCAAUGCGAUUGAGCUGUAUUUGGAGGUUGCUACUACGUUGGCGAGGAAGGGGUUUUGAUUUUGGGAUGGACGGUGGGGGGGUAGAUCUAGAUGUUAGGGCGGGGGGGAGGAUUAUGGCAUAUUGACGGCGUAGGGUUUUUUGCUUCUUAAUGCAUGAGAGUAUCUGUCUGCCCCUUGCACUACGAAUAGCCGGGAUAUACGGUAAAACGUGCGUGGAAGGGCGAGGGCGGAACAGCCAUGCGUCGGAUACCGCAUCAUCACUUAGUGGGGGGUAGUUGACCGCUCCGGAGGCAGCUCGAAUGAGAGUGGGGGCGGGCGGAGGCGGGUUCUCCGGAUGUAUGUAUACGUACGGCGUCCAAAGGGUACCGCGG
Molecule: messenger RNA, 1600 nt
Organism: Fimicolochytrium jonesii
Lineage: Eukaryota; Fungi; Chytridiomycota; Chytridiomycetes; Spizellomycetales; Powellomycetaceae
Product: triacylglycerol lipase
Exons: 7
Coding region: 163-1287 (374 amino acids)
Molecular function (GO): triacylglycerol lipase activity
Source: RefSeq, a predicted model, not a curated record